Messenger RNA from Loxodonta africana (African savanna elephant), 2966 nucleotides. It is a transcript of the gene GPR4, whose product is annotated as G protein-coupled receptor 4. The coding region runs from base 1007 to 2095 and encodes 362 amino acids. The record is from RefSeq and is a predicted model, not a curated record. Gene Ontology annotation, molecular function: G protein-coupled receptor activity. The transcript has a single exon. Gene Ontology annotation, cellular component: membrane. NCBI's taxonomy places the organism in Eukaryota, Metazoa, Chordata, Mammalia, Proboscidea, Elephantidae. Gene Ontology annotation, biological process: G protein-coupled receptor signaling pathway.
UCCCCACAGGCACCGUGAAGUCAGCUUUGACCUGGGCUGUGGGGUGGGGCCACCUCAUCCCAGCCCCCACCAGGACAAACCGGAGCCCCACCCCUGUUCCCUUUCAAGCACCCCACCCCAUCCUGUGAGCUAGCCCUUGCUCACCUCCUUCCUGUUUCCAAAAACCCUUCCCACUUUCCUCAGACUGAGCCCCUCCCCCAACCCCUACCUACCUCUCUCUUGUGGCCUCUUUUACCUCAAUCUUCUCAUCCGUUACUUUAUUUCCUUAUUUCUUACUGGAAAUCCCAGCACCCCCACCUGCAUUGCCAGGUCUUUUCAACACUCCCCAACUGGAGUCUAUCUCAACACCGCUCUGUAUAUUUCCAGGAGUGUCUAGAACGCCCCAUCCCACCAUUACUGCAAUGUGGUCACACUUACUUCCUAGCACCUCUACAAAUACCUUCCCCUCAACACUGUCCCACUGAUACCUUCAUCCCCUCUAGAAACACUCCCCUUGGCCGCUUUUUGGAUUACUUCUUUACUCCCUCACGUAUACUUUGAUUGGAUCUCUGAAAAACACCUUUGACAAACUUCUUCAUUAAUCCCAAACCAAACCAAACAAAAAAAAACCCAUUGCCAUCGACUCAUUUCCGACUCAUAGCGACCCUACAGGACACAGUACAGAAUAGAACUGCCCCACAGGGUUUCCAAGGAGCACCUGGAGGAUUCGAACUGCCAACCUUUUGGUUAACAGCCGUAGCAGUUAACCACUACACCACCGGGGUUUCUUCAUUAAUCCCACCAUCCCCCAAAUCUCCCUCUUGCUAUAACUUCGUCCCUCCUCUCCCUUUUCCUUCUCAAGCCCUGCCUUGCUUGCCUCACGGUUCACCGUCAACCUCAUCUCCAUCCCGGGGCCUGCCUCCCGCUACGUUCCCCUGAGCCUCCGAGGAGGGGGCUCAGGGGGUCCGAUGGCCUCCAGCCCUCUGAGUCCCUACCGCCCCGGUGGGCCAGUGGACUUGCCUCGACGAUGGGCAACGGCACGUGGGAGGGCUGCCAUGUGGACUCCCGUGUGGACCACCUCUUCCCGCCUUUCCUCUACAUCUUCGUCAUCGGCGUGGGGCUGCCCACCAACUGCCUGGCUUUGUGGGCGGCCUACCGCCAGGUGCGGCAGCGCAACGAGCUGGGCGUCUACCUGAUGAACCUCAGCAUCGCCGACCUGCUGUACAUCUGCACGCUGCCGCUGUGGGUCGACUACUUCCUGCACCAUGACAACUGGAUCCACGGCCCCGGCUCCUGCAAGCUCUUCGGGUUCGUCUUCUACACCAACAUCUACAUCAGCAUCGCCUUCCUCUGCUGCAUCUCCGUGGACCGCUACCUGGCCGUGGCCCACCCGCUGCGCUUUGCCCGCCUGCGCCGCGUCAAGACGGCCGUGGCCGUGAGCUCCGUGGUCUGGGCCACCGAGCUGGGCGCUAACUCGGCGCCCCUGUUCCAUGAUGAACUCUUCCGGGACCGCUACAACCACACCUUCUGCUUCGAGAAGUUCCCCAUGGAGGGCUGGGUGGCUUGGAUGAACCUCUACCGCGUCUUUGUGGGCUUCCUCUUCCCGUGGGCCCUCAUGCUGCUGUCGUACUGCGGCAUCCUGAGGGCCGUGCGGGGCAGCGUGUCCACCGAGCGCCAGGAGAAGGCCAAGAUCAAGCGCCUGGCGCUGAGCCUCAUCGCCAUCGUGCUGGUCUGCUUCGCGCCCUACCACGUGCUCCUGCUCUCGCGCAGCGCUGUCUACCUGGGCCGCCCCUGGGACUGCGGCUUCGAGGAGCGAAUCUUCUCGGCGUACCACAGCUCGCUGGCCUUCACCAGCCUCAACUGCGUGGCCGACCCUAUCCUCUACUGCCUGGUCAACGAGGGCGCCCGCAGCGACGUGGCCAAGGCCCUGCACAACCUGCUCCGCUUCCUGGCCAGCAACAAGCCUCAGGAGAUGGCUAACGUCUCGCUGACCCUGGAGACCCCGCUCUCGUCCAAGAGGAACAGCAUGGCCAGGGCCUUGGCGGGGUGGGCGACAGCAUCCCCCACCCAGGGGGACCAGGUGCAGCUGAAGAUGCUGCAGCCACUGGCACAGUGAGCACCCUUAAGUCUUAUUCCAUGGGCCGUCCCUUUCCUCCUGGUCGUGUGUAUGCAAAUUAUAUGUAAAUAAUGCAGUGUUAAUAUUCAUGAGAAUACACGAAACUAGGAAAAGAAUGAGGUCGGUGUUUUCACUGGUUAACUAUGAUCUUUGUAUUGGGGAAAUGAAGCCACCAUGGCCCCCUAACAAUUCAGUUUCACUGUGCCUGGCCCUGUGCUGGGCGCUGCUGGCAACAGUGGUGACUGAGACAGCCCGGCCCUGCCCUUGGGGGGCUCAGUCCAGUGGUGGGGGCCAGACUCCUCACCUGAGUGGUCAGCGCUGGGACAAGGAGCCCAGGGGGCUGGAAGAGUCCAAGGGGACAUAUGUCCCAGCCUGUGGAUCAAAGAUGGCUUCCUGGAGGAGGGGACAAGUAAAUUGAGUCAAAUAUUUGGAUAUUUGGUUUCCAUUAGAUAAAGACAAAAAUCGAAGAAAGGCAGUGUCUUAGCUAUCUACUGCUGCUAUAACAGAAAUAUGAGAAGUGGAUGGCUUUCACAAACAAAUUUAUUCUCUCACAGUUUAGGAGACUAGAAGUCCAAAUUCAGGGCACCAGCUCCCGGGGAAGGCUUUUUCUCUCUGUUGGUUUUUGAGGAAGGACCUUGUCAUUUAUCUUCCCUUUAGUGUAGGAGCUUCUGAGUGUAUGGGCCCCGGGUCCAAAGGACAUGCUCACUCCCUGUGCUUUCUUGGUGGUAUGAGGUCCCUAUCCUCUCUGCUCCAUUCUAUUUUAUAUCACAAAAUAGAUUGACUCAAGAUACAACCUAAUCCUGUAGAUUGAGUCCUGCUUCAUGAACAUAACUGCCUCUAAUCCUGCCUCAUUAAUAUCAUAGAAAUUAGG